UGGCGCCUACAGGGUUAAAAACCAGGGCGACCAGACUAGGAAGAACUCGGUUUCCAGGGUAACGGCUCCGACAGUUCCGGCAGCGCAGGCUCGUACCAUUGCGCGGGCGCGCGCGGGGGGAGCGCGGCGGGAGGGGACGCGCGAAGGAGCAGUCGGGCAGAGGGGUCCGGCCCGGACUCUACCAAACGCGCCGCCCGCCUGCUCGCCCCGGGCCCGGCGCCGAGCCGCGCUCCGGCCGCGCGGGCCGCGGCGUCCUCCGUGCCCGGGCCCGCAGCUCCCAACUGGCCGCGGACGGCGGGGGGUGGGGGUGAAGGAACGUGCGCCCGGUGGCCCGGAUUGGCCUCCAGGUCCCCCCGCCUGGGCGGCGGAGUGCGGGCGGCCCGGGCUGGGAGGUUUGAAAAGCGGGCGAGAGACAAAGGCAGCAGGAAGCCUUCUCGGCGCCCGGAGCCCGUGCUCGCAGCCCCCGGGGGCCCCCGGCCGGCCCGCCGGCCCGGAGCAGCUGCGUCGGCGGCCGGCGGCGGCAGUGGCAGGAGGCAGAGGAUGCGGCAGGGGGCGUGGGAGCGGCGGCGGAGCGGGCGGAGCGGCGCGGCCCGAGCGCGGCGUGGUUAGACCCGAGGCGGCGGAGGCGGCGGAGGCGGCGGCCCGGCCGGGCUCGGGAGUGAGUGAGAGGGCGCCUUCCCCGCCCGGGAUGUGAGGACCGAGCGGAGCCCGGGGCGGGGGGAGGGAAGGGAAGGGAGGAGAAGCCGGCAGGAAGGAAGGAAGGACGGACGGACCAGGAGGAGGAGCGGCGGCGGCGGCCGGAGCCGGAAGGCGGGGAGGGGCCGUCCGUUGGGCCCGAGGCGGCGGCGGCAGCGGCCGGGGCGAACCGCUCUUGUCGCCUUUCGGGACAGGGGCGGCGGGGCCCGCGCCUCCUCCCCCCGGCGCCGCGGAGGGGGGAGGAGGAAGAUGGAGACCCACAUCUCGUGCUUGUUCCCCGAGCUGCUGGCCAUGAUCUUCGGCUACCUGGACGUCCGGGAUAAGGGGCGCGCGGCGCAGGUGUGCACGGCCUGGCGGGACGCCGCCUACCACAAGUCGGUGUGGCGGGGGGUGGAGGCCAAGCUGCACCUGCGCCGGGCCAACCCGUCGCUGUUCCCCAGCCUGCAGGCCCGGGGUAUCCGCCGUGUGCAGAUCCUGAGCCUCCGCCGCAGCCUCAGCUACGUGAUCCAGGGCAUGGCCAACAUCGAGAGCCUCAACCUAAGCGGCUGCUACAACCUCACUGACAACGGGCUGGGCCACGCGUUUGUGCAGGAGAUCGGCUCCCUGCGUGCCCUCAACCUGAGCCUCUGCAAGCAGAUCACCGACAGCAGCCUGGGCCGCAUAGCCCAGUACCUCAAGGGCCUGGAGGUGCUGGAGCUGGGGGGUUGCAGCAACAUCACCAACACCGGCCUCCUGCUCAUCGCCUGGGGCCUGCAGCGCCUCAAGAGCCUUAAUCUCCGCAGCUGCCGCCACCUCUCGGACGUGGGCAUCGGGCACCUGGCCGGCAUGACGCGCAGCGCGGCCGAGGGCUGCCUGGGCCUGGAGCAGCUCACGCUGCAGGACUGCCAGAAGCUCACUGACCUUUCUCUAAAGCACAUCUCCCGGGGGCUGACGGGCCUGAGGCUCCUCAACCUCAGCUUCUGCGGGGGCAUCUCGGACGCGGGCCUCCUGCACCUGUCGCACAUGGGCAGCCUACGCAGCCUUAACCUGCGCUCCUGCGAUAACAUCAGUGACACGGGCAUCAUGCACCUGGCCAUGGGCAGCCUGCGCCUCUCAGGGCUGGAUGUGUCGUUCUGUGACAAGGUGGGGGACCAGAGUCUGGCUUACAUAGCCCAGGGCCUGGACGGCCUCAAGUCCCUGUCCCUCUGCUCCUGCCACAUCAGCGAUGAUGGCAUCAACCGCAUGGUGCGGCAGAUGCACGGGCUGCGCACGCUCAACAUCGGACAGUGUGUGCGCAUCACAGACAAGGGCCUGGAGCUGAUCGCUGAGCACCUGAGCCAGCUCACGGGCAUAGACCUGUACGGCUGUACCCGAAUCACCAAGCGCGGCCUGGAGCGCAUCACGCAGCUGCCCUGCCUCAAGGUACUCAACCUGGGACUCUGGCAGAUGACGGACAGUGAGAAGGUCAGGGAUUGCUCUGACUUUGCCGGGUGGAGUUGCCUGUACCAACCCAGAACAUUCGGUACCAUGUAAAGUCAAGUCUUCCAGUUAAGGUGCCAGAGAAAGUAAGCUUGAGAUCUUAACUGUGCAGCCCUAGCGGGCUAUCCUAAGCAGCCCCGCAAAUAAAACAAAAUAGAAGUGGAAUU
Mirounga angustirostris (Northern elephant seal) is the source of this 2321-nucleotide messenger RNA. RefSeq names its product F-box and leucine rich repeat protein 14 (gene FBXL14). Bases 946 to 2208 code for a protein of 420 amino acids. The transcript is spliced from 2 exons. Gene Ontology annotation, biological process: SCF-dependent proteasomal ubiquitin-dependent protein catabolic process. Gene Ontology annotation, molecular function: protein binding. Gene Ontology annotation, cellular component: SCF ubiquitin ligase complex. The record is from RefSeq and is a predicted model, not a curated record. Lineage: Eukaryota; Metazoa; Chordata; Mammalia; Carnivora; Phocidae.